AUGAAAGAUCAGACCAUUAAAAAGCUCAUGGUCAAGCAAUUUGUCAAGAGCAAGUUCAAGAAAUACCACAAGCACCAGAUGCUAGUGGCCCAUGAGAAGCAGAAGACUGAGGAGAAGAAGAAGCAUAAUGAAGAAAUCAAAAUUGAACUUGCAGUGCAUUCAAUUGCUGUGUGCAUCCAGACUCACACCCAUGCAAUAAUGACUGCUCUUGAAGUCAAAAUUAUGACCCAUGGGCACAAUUGUCUUGCUGCUGCUGAUCUGUUAAAAAAUGAGAUGGAGAAGAAGAUGAAAACAUUCCAGAGUCAUUUGCAGACUCUAUUAAAUGAGAAGAUGCUAUCAUCAUCAGAGAAGAUGAACAAGAAGAAGUUUGAGAUUGUCAUCUCUUCUGAUGAAGUGAAGAAGAAUGAGAAGAAGAAGAAUGACUGA
This is a messenger RNA of Uncinocarpus reesii 1704, 426 nucleotides long. RefSeq lists its product as uncharacterized. Bases 1 to 426 code for a protein of 141 amino acids. The record is from RefSeq and is a predicted model, not a curated record. The transcript is spliced from 2 exons. NCBI's taxonomy places the organism in Eukaryota, Fungi, Ascomycota, Eurotiomycetes, Onygenales, Onygenaceae.